GGUGUCGAGCCCCUUUCCCGCCCCCUUCCCGCCCACCCGGUUCGGUUACCAGAACGACGGCGCGGCCGUAAAGCGCUGCUGUGCGGGAGGGUUGCGACAGCGGAGAGAGGAACGGGCGAGAGGCGGUGGCGGCGGCGCCUCCGGGAGCGGCCGGGAAGCAAGAUGGCAGGCAACAGCCUGGUGCUGCCCAUCGUCCUGUGGGGCCGCCGGGCCCCCACCCACUGCAUCUCCACCCUCCUCCUGAUGGAGGACGCUUCCAUGAUCGUCACCGGCUGCCACGACGGGCAGAUAUGUCUCUGGGACCUCUCCUCGGACCUGGAGAUCAGCCCCAGAGCUCUGCUCUUUGGUCACACAGCCUCCAUCACGUGUCUGGCCAAGGCCUCCGCUGCGGGCGACAAGCAGUACAUCGUCAGCGCCUCAGAGAGCGGGGAGAUGUGUCUGUGGGACGUCAACGAUGGGAGAUGCAUCGAGUUCACCAAGCUGGCCUGCACCCACACCGGCAUCCAGUUCUACCAGUUAUCCGUGGGGUCCCAGCGGGAGGGGAGAUUGCUCUGCCACGGCCACUACCCAGAAAUACUCGUCAUGGACGCAACCAGCCUUGAAGUUCUCUACUCCUUGUUGUCCAAGAUCUCUCCAGACUGGAUCAGCUCCAUGACCAUCAUCCGCUCCAGCAGAACCCAAGAAGACACGGUGGUGGCGGUUUCAGUGACCGGCAUCCUCAAGGUGUGGAUCAUCUCCUCCGAAGCCGCUCGGAUGCAGGAGACAACGUCGGUGUUUGAAGAGGAGUCCAAACCCAUCUACUGUCAGAACUGCCAAAGCAUCUCGUUCUGCGCCUUCACCCAGCGCUCCGUCCUGGUGGUCUGCUCCAAGUACUGGAGGGUCUUCGACGCUGGUGAUUAUUCCCUCUUGUGCUCCGUGCCCGGCGAGGCCGACCAGACCUGGACCGGUGGGGACUUUGUGGCAGCUGACAAAGUCAUCGUUUGGACAGAAGAUGGCCGAAGCUUCAUCUAUAAGUUACCAGCCAGUUGUCUCCCAGCCAGCGACUCCUUCCGCAGCGACGUGGGGAAACCGGUGGAGAACCUCAUCCCACCGCUGCUCCACAGCGUCUUGGACCGAGUAGACAAACAGCUGCUGAUCUGCCCGCCGGUGACUCGGUUCUUCUACAGUCCCCAGGACUUGGCCUACAAGCUCUUGAUCCAAGGCGAUUCUUCUGGAAGGCUCAGGAUUUGGAACGUUCCGGAUACGCUGGAGCAGGAGGGGACGAAAGGCCUCCAAAGCACCACGUCGGUGUCCCUCCAGGAAGCCUUUGAGAAGCUGAGCCCCGGUCCCGCUGGCAUCAUCGACCAGCUGAGCGUGGUGCCCACCAGCCCGGAGCCCCUCAAGGUGACGGCCAGCGUCUACAUCCCGGCCCACGGGCGCCUGGUCUGCGGGCGCGAGGACGGCAGCAUCGUCAUCGUCCCGGCCACGCAGACGGCCAUCGUGCAGCUGCUGCAGGGCGAGCACACGCUCCGCAGAGGUUGGCCACCCCACCGGACUCUGCGAGGUCACCGCAACAAAGUCACCUGUUUGCUGUACCCUCAUCAGGUUUCUUCUCGUUACGAUCAAAGGUUUUUGAUCUCGGGGGGGGUGGAUUUCUCCGUCAUCGUCUGGGACAUCUUCUCCGGUGAGAUGAAACACAUCUUCUGCGUCCACGGAGGAGAAAUCACCCAACUCCUCGUCCCACCAGAGAACUGCAGCGCGCGGGUGCAGCACUGCGUCUGCUCGGUGGCCAGUGACCACUCGGUGGGGCUGCUCAGUCUCCGAGAGAAGAAAUGCAUCAUGUUGGCAUCUCGGCACCUUUUCCCCAUCCAAGUCAUCAAGUGGAGACCUUCUGAUGACUACCUGGUGGUGGGAUGCUCCGAUGGCUCCGUCUAUGUCUGGCAGAUGGACACGGGUGCUCUGGACCGUUGCGUGAUGGGCAUCACGGCGGUGGAGAUCCUCAGCGCCUGCGACGAGGCCGUGCCGGCCGCUGUGGACAACCUGAGCCACCCGGCGGUCAACCUGAAGCAGGCCAUGACCCGCCGCAGCCUGGCCGCGCUGAAGAAUGUGGCCCACCAGAAGCUCCAGACUCUCGCCACCAACCUCUUGGCUUCUGAAGCGGCCGACAAGGGGAACCUGCCCAAAUACUCCCAUAAUUCCCUCAUGGUUCAAGCUCUAAAGACCAACGUGACGGACCCCGACAUCCACGUGCUCUUCUUCGACGUGGAGGCCCUCAUCAUCCAGCUCCUGACCGAGGAGGCCUCCAGGCCCAACGCCGCCAUGGUCUCUCCUGAGAACCUGCCGAAAGCUUCUGGUGGCUCCGAGAAAGGAGGGUCCUUCUUGGCCGGGAACCGGGCGGCCGUCCUCUUCCAGCAGGUGAAGGAAACCAUCAAAGAGAACAUCAAAGAACAUCUCUUAGAUGAUGAAGAUGAAGAUGAGGAGACCUUACGGCAAAGAAGAGAAGAUGGUGACCCCGAGUAUCGGUCGAGCAAGUCCAAACCCUUGACCUUGUUGGAGUACAACCUCACCAUGGACACGGCCAAGCUCUUCAUGUCCUGUCUUCACGCCUGGGGCCUCAACUCGGUCCUGGAUGAGCUUUGUCUCCACCGUCUGGGGAUGCUGAAGCCCCACUGCUCCGUGUCCUUCGGUCUCCUCUCCAGAGGAGGCCACAUGUCCCUCAUGCUCCCGGGCUUCAACCAGCCGGUGGGCCGAGCUCCGUCGGGGCCGCUGGAGGUGGGCAGGAAGAUGUCCAUCACCGAAGGGUUGGGGAAGGGCACCUACGGAGUGUCCCGGGCCGUCACCACUCAGCAUCUCCUGUCCGUCAUCUCCUUGGCCAACACGCUGAUGAGCAUGACCAACGCCACCUUCAUCGGGGACCACAUGAAGAAAGGGCCCACCAGGCCACCGAGACCGGGGACUCCCGAGAUGACCAAAGCGAAGGCCCCACCUUCCGUUUCGAGUCACGCGGCCCAAGGGCAGAUCAAGCAAGUGGCUCCCGCUGGUCCUCCUGGCGUGGACACGGCCACCCCCGGCCCUGCUGCUCCUCCUUUCCAUUCCUGCUUCUUAGUCAACGAAGGGUGGAGCCAGCUGGCGGCCAUGCACUGCGUCAUGCUCCCGGAUCUCCUGGGCCUGGAGAAGUUCCGCCCUCCUCUCCUGGAGAUGCUGGCGCGCCGCUGGCAGGAUCGCUGCUUGGAGGUGCGAGAAGCCGCCCAGGCCCUGUUGCUGGCCGAGCUGAGAAGAAUCGAGCAGGUGGGACGGAAGGAAACCAUCGACGCGUGGGCUCCUUACCUCCCCCAGUACAUGGACAACGUCAUCUCCCCCGGAGUCACCACGGAAGCUCUUCAAACCGGAACGGCCAACCCGGACACCUCGGGGACAGAGGCCAAAGUUCAAGAAGAAGAACACGAUCUGGUGGACGAUGACGUCACAGCAGGUUGUCUCCCUGGCCUGCCGCCCAUGAAGAAGGUCUCCACGUCCUACGAGGAGAGGCGCAAGCAGGCCACGGCCAUCGUCCUCCUGGGCGUCAUCGGGGCCGAGUUUGGAGCCGAAAUCGAACCUCCCAAACUUCUGACCCGCCCUCGGAGCUCCAGUCAAAUUCCGGAGGGCUUCGGCCUGACCAGCGCUGGCUCCAACUACUCCUUGGCCCGGCACACCUGCAAAGCGCUGACGUUCCUGCUGCUGCAGCCGCCCAGCGCCAAACUGCCGGCGCACAGCACCAUCCGCAGGACGGCCAUCGAUCUCAUCGGCCGCGGCUUCACCGUCUGGGAGCCCUACAUGGACGUCUCGGCCGUGCUCAUGGGCCUCCUGGAGCUCUGCGCCGACGCCGAGAAGCACUUGGCCAACAUCACGCUGGGUUUGCCACUCAGCCCGGCGGCCGACUCGGCCCGCUCGGCUCGCCACGCCCUGUCCCUCAUCGCCACCGCCCGCCCGCCCGCCUUCAUCACCACCAUCGCCAAGGAGGUGCACCGGCACACGGCGCUGGCGGCCAACACGCAGUCGCAGCAGAACAUCCACACCACCACCCUGGCCCGCGCCAAGGCCGAGAUCCUGCGCGUCAUCGAGAUCCUCAUCGAGAAGAUGCCCACCGACGUGGUGGACCUUCUCGUGGAGGUGAUGGACAUCAUCAUGUACUGCUUGGAAGGGUCUUUGGUCAAGAAGAAGGGCCUUCAGGAAUGCUUUCCGGCCAUCUGCAGGUUCUACAUGGUCAGCUACUACGAGCGGAGCCACCGGAUCGCGGUGGGAGCUCGUCACGGCUCCGUCGCCCUCUACGACAUCCGCACGGGCAAGUGUCAGACCAUCCAUGGUCAUAAAGGUCCCAUCACUGCGGUGGCUUUUGCUCCUGAUGGCCGCUACCUUGCUACCUACUCCAACUCCGACAGCCACCUCUCCUUCUGGCAGAUGAACACGUCUCUCCUGGGGAGCAUCGGCAUGUUGAACUCGGCGCCUCAGCUCCGCUGCAUCAAGACCUACCAGGUCCCACCAGUCCAACCAGCUUCUCCCGGUUCCCACAAUGCCCUGCGCUUGGCCCGCCUCAUCUGGACCUCCAACCGCAACGUCAUCCUCAUGGCCCACGAUGGCAAGGAGCAUCGCUUCAUGGUCUAGGCAGGAGGACGAUGGCGCUGGAGAAGACAUUCCUUGGCUGGUUCCUUGGUGGGUCAAAGCCCUUCCCAUCCUCGCUUGGCUGUUGACGCCUCGGCCCUCGUUUCCCGCCGUUCCCCUUCAGUGUUGACCAAACGCUUGGUGUUUACGUGGACCUUCUCCGCCAACGGCUGAUGGGCGACGCCAAUCAUGGGUGGACGCUCGAUCUUCUAAGGUAAUGGAGAUGUUUCCACCUACAAACUCUUUGGUUUCUAAGAGCGCUGCCGGGUCCGCUUGGCCGGGCUGGCCAGAAAAAGACUUCAGGUGUCCAUAAAACAUGGAGAUCUCGCUCGGAAACGGCAAUUUUGCACUGAAAAACUGGAGUAUUUAUGGCUGAAGAUGAGCUGCUGUUCUUCAAGUAGGUAUUUAUUGACCCCUCAAAGCUUUGUAGGUAUUUAUUGACCCCAAAACUGUCGCUGUUCGUGGUGGGGGUGGAGACCACACUGUCCUGCGGGGCCACAGUCGCUCUUUGGGGACCGUGGAGAAGAUCUGAGGUUCCUCCGUGGCCGUGCUGACCCCGGCGAAGGGACACGGCGCAAAGAGCGCCAACUGGGGGGGGAGCAUUGAGAAGACCGUUUGGUGGUGGCUUCAAUGGGGACCUCCUGGCGUUGCCCUUUGCUUCCAUCGUGGACUUUUUCCCGCUCGUUUGUGUUCCUCGUUAAGGCAAAGCCGCUCUCGGAGGCCUUCAACGCCGCGGUGUAAAGCGUGGGAGAGCUUUGCCGGUGGGUGGUGGUCCCCGGGGUGGUCCUCGAGCUCUCUGUGCGCAACAAAUAAACCGAGUGAC
This is a messenger RNA of Cuculus canorus (common cuckoo), 5440 nucleotides long. RefSeq names its product WD repeat domain 7 (gene WDR7). NCBI's taxonomy places the organism in Eukaryota, Metazoa, Chordata, Aves, Cuculiformes, Cuculidae. Bases 163 to 4620 code for a protein of 1485 amino acids. Gene Ontology annotation, cellular component: cytoplasm. The transcript has 29 exons. Gene Ontology annotation, molecular function: protein binding. The record is from RefSeq and is a predicted model, not a curated record.